GAGACUUUCAUCAGCGCCUGGAUCAGCUCGACUCCUCCAAUGCUUUGGCCGUACGGAUGGUGAAUGAUCAGCUGAUGUAUUUAGAGAGAGCUUUCAUAGAUCCGCUGGGUUUACCCGGAAGACCCUUUUACAGGCAUAUAAUUUUUGCACCCAGCAGUCAUAAUAAAUACGCCGGCGAGUCUUUUCCAGGGAUUUAUGAUGCUCUGUUUGACAUAGAGAACGCAGCAGAGCCAGAGAAAGCCUGGAAUGAAGUCAAACGGCAGAUCAGCAUUGCCGCAUUCACCGUCAACGCAGCCGCCGAAACACUCAAACCUGUCGUCAGUGAAACUAAAAUAUCUAUAAACAAUUAAUUAAUA
Danio aesculapii is the source of this 356-nucleotide messenger RNA. Its product is annotated as putative N-acetylated-alpha-linked acidic dipeptidase. The record is from RefSeq and is a predicted model, not a curated record. The coding region runs from base 57 to 350 and encodes 97 amino acids. Gene Ontology annotation, molecular function: carboxypeptidase activity. The transcript has 3 exons. NCBI's taxonomy places the organism in Eukaryota, Metazoa, Chordata, Actinopteri, Cypriniformes, Danionidae.